Molecule: messenger RNA, 786 nt
Organism: Acanthosepion pharaonis
Lineage: Eukaryota; Metazoa; Mollusca; Cephalopoda; Sepiida; Sepiidae
Source: the annotation of a GenBank genome assembly
AUGUCGGCUGUCGAAAUACAAGUAGAAAUUAGGCGCCUUUUCGAAACUGACUCACUUCUGUCAUCGCCGCUGUGCUCUCUUUCUCGGCAUCGAUCAUACGUUUGCAAAUACAGACGCAAAUGUAGACGCGUGCUUUUCACCAUGACGGUCAAAGAUCGGUCUAUCGCUCCAGCACCACCCGCUUUCGUGACUGGCCGAUACCUCUUCACAAAAAAUGUCAUCGCUUCGUUAAUGGAGACCGCAGGAGGUGUCAGUAUCGAAUUUCCUUAUCUAUAUCAUCUAUAUUUCCGUCAGUUUAUCUACUUAGCUAUCUAUCGUCGGUAUUUCGGUAAGGUGGUGAGGUCAGUUAGCCGGUCUAUCUAUCUUCGUGAUGAGGUCAGUCUAUCUAUUUAUCUAUCUUCGGUAUUUUGGUUAGUUGAUGAUGUCAGUCUGUCUAUCUAUCUAUCUUCAAUAUUUUGGUUAGCUGGUGAGCUAUGGUUUAAAAAUUUGCUCUAUCUUUCCAUAUCUAUCUAUAUCUAUCUAUCUUUUCGUAUCUAUAUAUCUAUGUAUCUUUCCAUAUCUAUCUAUCUAUCCAUAUCUAUCUUUCCAUGUCUAUCUAUCUAUCUCUCUAUAUCUAUCUAUCUUUCCAUAUCUAUCUCUAUAUAUCUAUCUAUCUUUCCAUGUCUAUCUAUCUUUCCAUAUCUAUCUAUAUGUAUCUAUCUUUCCAUAUCUAUCUGUCUAUCUAUCUUUCCAUAUCUAUCUGUCUAUCUAUCUUUCCAUGGCUAUCUUAUUUAUCCAUCCUUAUAA